Molecule: messenger RNA, 948 nt
Organism: Spizellomyces punctatus DAOM BR117
Lineage: Eukaryota; Fungi; Chytridiomycota; Chytridiomycetes; Spizellomycetales; Spizellomycetaceae
Exons: 2
Coding region: 1-948 (315 amino acids)
Biological process (GO): lipid metabolic process
Cellular component (GO): membrane
Molecular function (GO): heme binding; oxidoreductase activity, acting on paired donors, with oxidation of a pair of donors resulting in the reduction of molecular oxygen to two molecules of water
Source: RefSeq, a predicted model, not a curated record
AUGUGCGCACACGAUCGUGCCGAACCCGCGGUCAUUACACCCAAAGAACUCGGCGAGUGUAAUAAGCCUGAGCGGGCUCUACUGGCUGUUCGUGGCAAAGUGUACAAUGUGACAGAGUUUGUGGAGCGCCAUCCGGGUGGACGGGAUAUUCUGUUGAUGGCCGCUGGAAGGGAUGUAACGCAGGUUUUUGAGACGUAUCAUGAUGAAAAGGCGGAAAAGGUGUUGAGUCCUUAUACGAAUGUUCCGGACGCUGACCCCGAUAUCGACGUUGCAUCCGUACAUUUUCGACGUAUCCGUAAAGACCAAACAUGGUACCCCUUUUACCUCCUCCAACACGUUUACGCACCCGUCAUGUACAGUCUUUACGGUCUCAAAUCCCGUUACGACGAUAUUGCCAUCCUCUAUUUUUCCAAACGCCGCGGUUCCAUCCCCGUGAACCCCCUCACACCUUCCCAACACGCCCUCUUUUGGGGCGGAAAGGCUUUCUUUGUCUUUCACCGUCUCGUUCUCCCUGCAUUCUUUAUGCCCCUUUCUCAGGUCCUUUAUUUCUUUGUAUUAGCGGAUCUAGCCACAGCAUGGACGCUGGCACUCGUUUUUCAAGCCAACCACGUAGUCCAACACGUGGACUGGCCCACACCUGACCCGAAAACAAAUACAAUCAACCAAGACUGGAUGGAACUCCAAAUCCGUACUGCGCAAGAUUACAGCCACGACGGAUUCUUGACGACUAAAUUGACGGGUGGAUUAAAUUACCAGGUCGUCCAUCAUGCGUUCCCGCAGAUUUGUCAGUGGUAUUACCCGGAAAUUGCCCCGAUUGUCAAGAGCACUUGUAAAGAGUUUGGUGUGCCCUACACGGUUCGAAAGGACUUUUGGGAAGCGAUUGGUGAUCAUGUGAGGUUGUUGUGGGAUUUGGGGAGAGAUGCGCGCGUGGAGAAAAAGGCCAAGUAA